AACUGAUAAAAUGUCAGUGCCAACAAUUUUGGCCAACACCAUUUCCUUUUUACAUCUUUUUCCGCUCGAAACUUUAACAUCUUGGCAUUAAUCGUAACUCUAAAGUGUAGGGUUAACAUAAGUUGGUCUUUCAAGACAGAGCGGUAUUAAUCAGAAUUUAGAGGACAAAGAAAUUUAUUUCAAAAUUUUUCUGGCAUCGAGAAUUCCGGAUAUAUUUUUUUGGACAGUGAUGCCGAAAAUGUUUGAGCGGGUGUAAUUUAUUUAUUUAAUACUUUGUAAAAUAAUUGCAUAAAAAUGACUGCACCACAUUCUAAAAAGCGUGUUUGUUACUACUAUGAUGGAGAUAUUGGUAAUUAUUACUAUGGCCAAGGACAUCCUAUGAAACCUCAUAGAAUACGUAUGACUCAUAACCUAAUUCUUAAUUAUGGACUGUACAGGAAGAUGGAGAUAUAUAGACCUCACAAGGCAACACAAGAAGAAAUGACUAAAUACCAUAGUGAUGAUUAUGUCCGUUUCUUGCGUAGUAUCAGGCCGGACAAUAUGGGUGAAUAUAACAAACAAAUGCAAAGAUUCAAUGUCGGAGAAGAUUGUCCAGUGUUUGAUGGACUUUAUGAAUUUUGCCAACUUUCUACAGGUGGAUCUGUUGCUGGUGCUGUUAAAUUAAAUAAGCAAGCAGCAGAAAUUGCAGUUAAUUGGGCUGGAGGACUCCAUCAUGCUAAAAAGUCUGAAGCUUCAGGUUUUUGUUACGUAAAUGACAUCGUGCUUGCAAUUUUGGAACUUCUCAAAUAUCACCAGAGAGUCCUUUACAUUGAUAUUGACAUUCAUCAUGGAGAUGGUGUUGAAGAGGCUUUCUAUACAACAGAUAGAGUCAUGACCUGUUCAUUUCAUAAGUAUGGAGAAUAUUUUCCUGGAACUGGAGAUUUAAGAGAUAUUGGUGCAGGCAAAGGCAAAUAUUAUGCUGUGAAUUUCCCUCUUAGAGAUGGAAUUGAUGAUGAAUCUUACGAGCAAGGAAUUUUUCAACCUCUGAUAUCGAAAGUGAUGGAGAUGUAUCAACCGAGUGCUAUUGUCUUACAAUGUGGUGCUGACUCUUUGUCAGGCGAUAGACUUGGUUGUUUCAAUUUGACAUUGAAGGGUCACGGCAAAUGUGUUGAAUUUGUGAAGAAAUAUAACCUUCCUCUUUUGCUUCUGGGAGGUGGAGGAUAUACAAUCAGAAAUGUUGCUCGGUGCUGGACACAUGAAACAUCCGUUGCUUUAAAUACGGAUGUUGCUAAUGAAUUACCGUACAAUGACUAUUUUGAAUAUUUUGGACCUGAUUUUAAAUUACACAUUAGCCCUUCAAACAUGGCUAAUCAGAACACUCCUGAAUAUCUGGAAAAAAUAAGAACCCGAUUGUUUGAAAACUUGAGAAUGCUUCCACAUGCACCUGGAGUACAGAUGCAGCCUAUUCCUGAAGAUGCCAUUGACAAUGAAAGUGAGGAUGAAGACAAAGAAAAUCCUGAUGAACGCAUUAGCAUUCGUGCUUCCGAAAAGAGAAUAGCGUGCGAUGAGGAGUUUUCAGAUAGUGAAGAUGAAGGGGACGGGCGUCGGGAUGUGCGCUCUCAUCGGCCAAAGAAAAAGCACAAGAAUGAAGAUACUGAUUCUAAGAAAGAAACUGACAUAAAAGCUGAAAAAGAAGACCGUAAACCAGAUCCUGCUAGUGCUGAUGGCAAAGGGACUUCUGCCUGAUGAGGAUUAUUAAAGUGAAUCAUAUACCUUUCUUUGUGGAUCCAUUUUUGUAUUCUCAACUUCAAGUUGUCUUAAUCUACAUUCACGAGUAUCAGAAGUUAGUCCGAAAUUUGGCACUUUUUUUUAAGUUCAUUCUUGGAACUGGAGAAGUGAUGUGUAUUCGGAAAUACGAUUAUAUUUGCAUCAGUUAACAGUUUGUAAAUAUUUCAUCAUAACUGCAUUCAUGAGAUGUGAAAAUGACUUUUGUUAGAGAUUCCAUAAGAAUUAAUCAUAUUCAACAUGGCAUUACAGUUUUUAAUCUUUGGCGUCAUUAUGUAAAUAAAUUAUUCUCACUUUUUUUCAGUUUAGAUUUUACAACAGGCUUAUUUCAAAGUUGCUCAUAUUUUUACGGUUCUUAAUAUGUAAUUAAAUGGAGACAAAAAAGUUUCUCUUUAAAAAGAAAAAAAAACUAUGUAUUGAUUUUGGGGGCACCUUAAUGAUUGCAAAAUAUGAAACAGUGAUGUUAAUUGUAGUGAAACCUAAACAUUUUCCCUCUUCCCCAUUGCAUUCAUAUUUCAGUUUGUUUUAACUUCUGCUACUUGUGCAUUCAUUUUUUUGUAACAUUGGAAUUGGACUGCAAUUUUUAUCUCAAAAUAAAAUUACUUUUAUCAUA
Messenger RNA from Parasteatoda tepidariorum (common house spider), 2377 nucleotides. RefSeq names its product histone deacetylase 1 (gene HDAC1). Gene Ontology annotation, molecular function: histone deacetylase activity. Gene Ontology annotation, cellular component: NuRD complex. Lineage: Eukaryota; Metazoa; Arthropoda; Arachnida; Araneae; Theridiidae. Gene Ontology annotation, biological process: heterochromatin formation. The record is from RefSeq and is a predicted model, not a curated record.